Molecule: messenger RNA, 3454 nt
Organism: Nelumbo nucifera (sacred lotus)
Lineage: Eukaryota; Viridiplantae; Streptophyta; Magnoliopsida; Proteales; Nelumbonaceae
Product: Tetratricopeptide repeat (TPR)-like superfamily protein
Biological process (GO): RNA modification
Molecular function (GO): RNA binding; zinc ion binding; protein binding
Source: RefSeq, a predicted model, not a curated record
UUGGGAGGCGGAGAUGUGAUCUCGUUUUCGGGGCAUUGGACGAGGAGAAAGGUUCAAAUUGUGGAUUUUGACUUGAUCUUUUAAAUAGCUAACACGUGGCAAGAUAGAUCCGCAGACCUCAAUUACUCCAGUCGGGUCUAUAUGUGGAAAACCCCACAUGAAUACAUAUAUUCAUGAUGACGGUGCACCCGUUUUUUUCCACGGCAUAAAGAGAGUAAGAGAGUAGAGACGCCAUGGUUCUAAGACCCGUUUGGAAAUUGAAACAAACUCAAAUUGAUCACGGACUCAAAAUCCUCCACCAUCUCCGUGUUUCAGUUCAGACCCAACGCGUCUGCCAAUCCCAUGCUCUUGCCUCCAAUCCCGACACUUUUAACUGGAACUAUGAGCCAAAUAAUCUGCACCAAGCACGUAAAUCGUUCGACGGAAUUCCGAAACGAGACGUUUCAGAGUGUAAUAAGUUGCUCUUCGAGUAUUCUCGGAACAAUCUUAAUCAAGAAGCGAUAAAUCUCUUCUUGGAGAUGCACGGCUCCGAUGUUCACAUUGAUGGGUCCACUCUUUCUUCUAUUCUGAAGGUCUGUGGCUGCUUAUUCGAUCAAAUUCUUGGUAAGCAAAUACAUUCUCACUGCGUGAAAUCUGGACUUGAAGCUGAUGUUAGCGUCGGAACUUCUCUAGUUGAUAUGUACAUGAAAACUAAUGGCGUGGAGGAUGGAAAGAAGGUUUUUGAUAAGAUGCCGGAGAGAAAUGUCGUCUCCUGGACUUCAUUGCUCGCUGGUUAUACACAGAACGGGCUGGCUGACUUUGCCAUGGAACGCUUCUGUCAGAUGCAAACCGAGGGAAUUAAGCCCAAUCCAUUCACUUUUGCCAGUGUUCUUGCAGCUUCCGCAGCAAAGUGCAUGGUUGAAGAGGGUAUUCAAGUUCAUAACCAGGUCAUAAAACUUGGCUUUGAAUCAACAACGUUUGUGGGUAAUUCUUUGAUAAAUAUGUAUUCCAAGUCAGGACUAAUCAGAGAUGCUAGUGCAGUCUUUGAGGAUAUGAAGAACCGCGACGCAGUUUCUUGGAAUGGUAUGAUUGCGGGGUUUGUGUUGAAUGGGUUUGAAUUGGAAGCAUUACAACUCUUUUAUAGGAUGAGACUAGCAGGUGUGAAGCUGACCCAAUUGAUCUUUGUUACAGUUAUCAAGUUGUGUGCUAACAUUAAAGAAUUGGCUUUUGCAAAACAACUCCAUUGUCGGGUUCUAAAGAAUGGGUUCGGAUAUGAUCUUAACAUUACAACAGCACUUAUGGUUGCUUAUAGUAAGUGUGGUGAAAUGAUUGGUGCAUUAGAUUUAUUCUCUACAAUGUAUGGUGUUCACAACGUGGUAUCAUGGACCGCCAUAAUCUGUGGGUUUUUGCAAAAUGGAGAUACCAAGCAAGCAGCAGAUCUCUUUUGCAAAAUGAGCAGGGAAGGUGUUAGGCCAAACCACUUCACCUAUUCAACAAUCCUUGCGGCUUUCCCUGCUGUCUCACCCUUCCAAAUACAUGCUCAAGUCAUCAAAGCCAAUUAUGAGAACUUGCCUUCGGUGGGUACUGCUCUAUUGGAUGCCUAUACAAAGCUUGGAAACAUCCAGGAAGCUACAGCCAUUUUUGAAAUGAUUAAUGAUAAAGACAUUGUGGCAUGGUCAGCAAUGCUUGCAGGAUAUGCCCAAACAGGAGACUCUGAUAGAGCCAUCAAGCUUUUCUGCAAGAUGCAAAAGGAUGGACAGAAGCCAAAUGAAUUCACCUUCUCUAGUGUUGUUAAUGCAUGUGCAGGCCCUACAGCACCCACAGAGCAGGGAAAACAACUUCAUGGGAGUUUGAUCAAGUUUGGUUUGGAGAAGGCCAUAUGUGUAAGCAGUUCCCUUGUUACCAUGUAUGCAAAGAGAGGAAAUAUUGAAAAUGCUCUCAAAGUUUUCAGAAGGCAGGUGGAGAGAGAUUUGGUCUCAUGGAAUUCUAUGAUCUCAGGCUACGCACAACAUGGUUAUGGGAAAAAAGCUCUUGAGAUCUUUGAGGAAAUGCAAAACCAAGGCUUAGAACUGGAUGGUAUAACAUUAAUUGGUGUCAUCUCUGCUUGUACUCAUGCUGGUCUAGUGGAUGAAGGUGAAAAAUACUUCAAUUUGAUGGUCAAAGAACAUGGUAUAAUUCCAAAAAUGGAGCAUUACGCCUGCAUGGUAGAUCUGUAUAGCCGAGCAGGUAAACUUGAAAAAGCCAUGGAUCACAUAAAAGGGAUGCCAUUUCCAGCAGGUGCAACUGUGUGGCGGACUUUAUUGGGUGCAUGUCGUGUUUACCUCAACUUAGAGCUAGGGAAGGUUGCAGCAGAGAAUCUCAUAGCGCUUGAGCCACAGGACUCAGCUGCCUAUGUGCUUCUAUCAAAUAUUUAUGCAGCAGCUGGACAAUGGGAGGAGAGAGCUAAGGUUAGGAAAUUGAUGGAUGAGAGAAAAGUAAAAAAGGAGGCUGGGUAUAGCUGGAUUGAGUUAAAGAAUAAGACUCAUUCAUUCAUGGCCCGUGAUAGGUCGCAUCCUUUAUCAGAUCAUAUAUAUGCAAAACUUGAAGAACUGACUACCCGACUCAAGAAUGCAGGACAUCGCCCAGAUACAAAUUUUGUACUUCAUGAUCUAGAAGAGGAACACAAAGAAGCCAUUCUUUCUCAGCAUAGUGAGAGACUUGCCAUUGCCUUUGGGUUGAUAAGUACACCGCCUGGAACUCCUCUCCAGAUUGUGAAGAACCUCAGGGUUUGCGGUGAUUGUCACACUGUUAUUAAGUUAAUAUCAGUGAUUGAGGGGAGAGAGAUUGUAGUAAGGGACUCAAACCGCUUCCACCACUUCAAGGAUGGUUCUUGCUCUUGUGGAGAUUAUUGGUGACCACUUGACCAGUCUGGAGCCUGUUCGAUUCAACUCAACCAUCUACUCUAAAGAUGGAAAGGACCAUAUAGUUGUCCCAGUCAGAAGAAAACAUCUUUCCUAAGGACACCCAUAUCACAAGAGAAGCACAAUAGUUACUUCUGUUGUUCAUGUUACAGAGUUAAUGACCCAUUUGAGGUUUCACCAAGCAACCUUUUGAGUACUUGAACACUAACAAGGAAAUUGAUAAGAUUCCUACGCUAAUUUAUAUACAAAGAAAAAGGAAGUUGGCUUCAGCCUUUCAGGAAUCAAGAGAGGAUGGUUAAGCAUCAGAACUAAAGAAUAUAUGGCCUUUGGGAGGGUAGUGUAGACCUUGUCACCCUGAAAAAUGGGGCCCAUUGAGCCUACCAUGUCUCGGACUAUAUUUUGUAUGGGUGUAAGAGUGAUGAUGUUUCUAUCUUAUCCUUGCUAGCUGAAUAGUGUGCAAGGAGCAGCUGUUUUUGUAUCAAUUUUUUUCCAUUCAAUUAGCAAUUCCAAAUACCACAGUAAACUCCUCAACUUUCUAAUGACGUAUUUGCAGCAAAAAAAAAAAAAAAAAAAAA